Molecule: messenger RNA, 4145 nt
Organism: Cannabis sativa
Lineage: Eukaryota; Viridiplantae; Streptophyta; Magnoliopsida; Rosales; Cannabaceae
Product: structural maintenance of chromosomes protein 1
Exons: 18
Coding region: 275-3925 (1216 amino acids)
Biological process (GO): sister chromatid cohesion
Cellular component (GO): cohesin complex; chromosome; nucleus
Molecular function (GO): ATP binding; protein binding; DNA binding
Source: RefSeq, a predicted model, not a curated record
GAUCGCGAAAAUUGAGAAGAAAUAUAUAUAAGGAAAAUAAUACUAAUAAAAAUGGAUAAUUUCAGUCUCUAAAACUAAAAUCACACACUCCCGCCAUUUCACCUCCAAACACUUCCCAUUUUCCCUCCAUUUUCUCACUCCAAAUUCCUCCAUUUUCCCGGAAAACUUCUCACUCCCUUCUCUCCUCAAUUUUAUGAUCAUUUUGAACCCUAAUUUCACCCUUUUUGUCUGAAACCCCUUACUCUGGUGCUUUGUCUAGGGUUUUGGCUCAACCAUGCCGGCCAGAAUGGCUCGGGGGAAAAUUGUUCGUUUGGAGCUUGAGAAUUUCAAAUCAUAUAAGGGACUUCAAACAAUUGGUCCUUUCUAUGACUUUACUGCUAUAAUUGGCCCUAAUGGUGCGGGAAAAUCGAAUCUUAUGGACGCUAUUAGCUUCGUGCUUGGUGUUCGAACUGGUCAACUUCGUGGUUCGCAGUUGAAGGAUCUGAUCUAUGCUUUUGAUGAUAAGGAGAAGGAACAGAGGGGACGAAGGGCUUUUGUUCGAUUGGUUUAUCAGCUUGGUAAUGAAUCUGAGCUUCAGUUUACUCGGAUUAUUACUAGCUCCGGUGGAAGUGAUUAUAGGAUUGAUGGAGUUUCUGUGACGUGGGAUGAGUAUAAUUCGAGGUUGAAGUCGUUGGAUAUUCUUGUCAAGGCUAGGAAUUUUCUGGUUUUUCAGGGUGAUGUGGAGUCCAUUGCAUCUAAAAACCCCAAGGAACUUACUGGACUUCUUGAGCAGAUUUCAGGUUCUGAUGACCUGAAGAGAGAUUAUGAAAAGUUUGAAGAAGAGAAAGGUAUAGCUGAAGAAAAAUCGGCACUUGUUUAUCAGAAAAAAAGAACAAUUGUGUCGGAGAGGAAGCAAAAGAAAGAACAAAAGGAAGAAGCAGAGAAACAUCUACGUUUACAAGAAGAACUGAAAUCAUUGAAGCGAGAUUACUUCUUAUGGCAAUUGUUCAACAUCGAAAAUGAUUUCACAAAGGCAUCUGAGGAACUUGAUGCUGAAAAGAAGAGUCGUGAAGAGGUUAUGCAAGAACUAGAGAAUUUUGAGCUUGAAGCAAGUAAGAAGAAGAAAGAGCAAGCCAAGUAUCUUAAAGAGAUAACUCGAUGUGAAAAGGAUAUUGCUGCGAAAAACAGAAAACUUGACAAACAUCAACCAGAGCUUUUGAAGUUGAAAGAGGAAAUGUCACGCAUAAACUCAAAAAUGAAGAGAAGCAAGAAGGAGCUUGAUAAAAAAAGGGAAGAAAAAAAGAAACAUGCAGCUGAAAUAAAGCAGCUCCAGAAGGGUGUACAAGAUUUGACUGCAAAGCUAGAUGAUAAUGAAAAAGGGCGGGAUAGUGGUGAAAAACUUAAGUUAGAUGACACUGCGUUAAGGGAAUAUUUUCGAAUUAAGGAGGAUGCUGGCAUGAAAACUGCGAAGCUAAAAGAUGAAAAAGAGGUCUUGGACAGGCAACAUCAUGUCAAUAUUGAAGCUCUAAAGAAUUUAGAAGAAAAUCUUCAGCAGUUGAAAAAUCGUAGUAGUGAACUUGAUACUCAGGAGGAACAAAUGAAAAAAAGGCUGAAAAAAAUUGAUGAUUCGUCCUCAAAACAUAAGAGUGAUCUCACUGCACAGAAGAAGGAACUGCGUUCGAUGCAUGAUAAACAUCAGGAUGCCAGAUAUAAAUAUGAAAAUUUAAAGUCAAAGAUCAGCGAAGUAGAAAACCAACUACGUGAACUAAAGGCUGAUAGACAUGAGACUGAAAGGGAUGCCAAGUUGUCUCAGGCAGUUGAGGCUCUAAAACGUCUGUUUCAAGGUGUCCAUGGUCGUAUGACUGAUCUUUGUCGGCCAACACAGAAAAAGUUUAAUCUCGCUGUUACUGUUGCUAUGGGUAGAUUCAUGGACGCAGUUGUAGUUGAUGAUGAACAAACUGGAAAGGAAUGCAUUAAGUACUUGAAGGAGCAAAGGCUUCCUCCGCAGACAUUUAUCCCACUUCACUCUAUUCGUGUAAAGCCAGUCAUUGAGAGACUACGGACCUUGGGUGGAACAGCACGGCUGGUCUUUGAUGUGAUCCAAUUUGAUCCUGCGUUGGAGAAGGCAAUUGUUUAUGCUGUUGGGAAUACACUUGUUUGUGAUGGCCUUGAGGAGGCUAAAGUUUUAAGCUGGACGGGUGAGAGGUACAAAGUUGUGACUGUUGAUGGGAUACUUCUCACUAAAGCUGGCACGAUGACUGGUGGUACCAGUGGUGGAAUGGAAGCGAGGUCAAAACAAUGGGAUGACAAAAAAAUUGAGGGACUGAAGAAAAAGAAAGAACAGUUUGAGUCAGAGUUGGAGGAGCUUGGGUCAAUAAGAGAGAUGCAACUAAAAGAGUCUGAAGCUUCAGGGAGAAUCAGUGGACUUGAAAAGAAGAUCCAAUAUGCAGAGAUUGAGAAGAGAAGCAUUGAGGACAAGCUUGCUAAUUUGAAGAAGGAGAAACAAAAUAUUAAAGAAGAAAUUGAUCGUAUCACUCCUGAGCUUCUUAAGACUAAAGAAGCUAUUGAUAAGCGUAGUGCAGAAAUUGGUAAACUGGAGAGGAGGAUCAAUGAAAUUGUUGACCGAAUAUACAGAGAUUUUAGUAAGUCUGUUGGGGUGGCAAAUAUACGUGAGUAUGAAGAGAACCAGCUUAAGGAUGCUCAAAAUAAUGCCGAGGAAAGGCUUAGCUUGAGUAGUCAGCUCUCAAAGUUGAAAUAUCAGUUGGAGUAUGAACAAAAUCGAGACAUGGAAUCACGAAUCAACGAGCUUGAAUCUUCUCUCAGUGCAUUAGAAAAUGAUUUAGAGCGGAUUCAAGAAAGAGAAACUGCAGCCAAGUUAUCUGCGGAAAAAGAUAUUAGUGAUAUCAAAAACUUGAAUAAUGAAGUAGAAGAAUGGAAAUCAAAGUCUGAAGAGUGUGAGAAGGAAAUACAGGAAUGGAAAAAGAAAGCUUCUGCAGCUACCACAGCCAUUUCUAAACAUAAUCGUCAGAUAAAUUCAAAGGAGAAUCAGAUUGAGCAGCUUAUAGCGAAGAAGCAGGAAAUUAUAGAGAAAUGUGAACUAGAACAUAUUAGCCUUCCAGUAGUCGAAGACCCCAUGGAUACCGAAACGUCAACGCCAGGCCCAGCUUUCGAUUUCAGUCAGUUGAAUAGAACAUAUGUGCAGGAUAAGAGGGCCGCUGAACGGGAAAAGCUUGAUUCAGAAUUUAAGCAUAAAAUAGAUUCCAUGGUAUCAGAAAUUGAGAGAACAGCUCCAAAUUUGAAGGCCCUCGACCAAUACGAAGCUCUAAAAGAGAAAGAAAGAGCUGUAAAUGAAGAGUUUGAAGCAGCCAGGAAAGAGGAAAAGGAAAUAGCAGAUAAAUUUAACGCUGUCAAGUUGGAGAGGAAUGAGAAGUUCAUGGCUGCUUUCAGACAUAUUGAGGGUAUUAUUGAUAAGAUAUACAAACAGCUUACAAAAAGCAACACACAUCCAUUGGGCGGAACGGCUUAUUUGAACUUAGACAACGAAGAUGAUCCGUUCUUAAGCGGCACCAAGUAUACAGUUAUGCCGCCAACAAAGCGUUUUCGUGAUAUGGAACAACUGUCUGGUGGAGAGAAAACAGUUGCAGCUCUUGCUUUGCUCUUUUCCAUCCACAGUUUUAGGCCUUCCCCAUUUUUCAUACUGGACGAAGUCGAUGCUGCUCUCGAUAACUUAAACGUUGCCAAGGUUGCCGGAUUCAUCCGUUCCAAGUCAUGCGAAGGAGCCAGAACCAGCGAGGAUCCCGAUAUAGGCAACGGUUUCCAGAGUAUCGUGAUUUCUCUAAAAGAUAGCUUCUACGAUAAGGCCGAGGCUUUGGUCGGAGUAUACCGGGACUCCGAAAGGGGCUGCUCUAGAACGUUGACAUUUGACCUUACCAAGUAUCGGGAGUAAUAAGGAUUUGCAAUUAUGUAUGACAUUGAAUUUUAUAUAUUUUUAUGCUCUUUUAUUUUAUGUAAAAAGUUACUGUAAAUAGCAUUUGGAACUAUUCCCCUAAUUAGGUACACUCAGAUAAAGAUAAUCAGUUAGAAUUGUUCUAGUUUAGGCAUGUGGAAAAAUAAUAAUGGAGCUGGGUUUCUUUUAUUAUUAUUAUUACCAUUAUGCUUCUUCCAAA